CCAGCGGAAUGCAUCGCCACGAAAACUAAGUUUUCAAUUUUUGUAGGCGCCCAUCUGCCCGCAAAACGAACGAGACGGCCGAUCCUGGAUUCAAGCGACGAUAUCAAGAGAUAGCUGCACGUCGACGGCCACCGCAUCGAUACCCAGUUAUCAGCGGAUGAUUGCUCGGGCCUGCUGGCAGACAGCGCAUCGGGACAGCCUAUCGUCGGAAUCUCUGGGCUAUAAAAGCGGCAGUCGCUGAACAACUCUUCGCAGACCAGCGGAAUGCAUCGCCACGAAAACUAAGUUUUCAAUUUUUGUAGGCGCCCAUCUGCCCGCAAAACGAACGAGACGGCCGAUCCUGGAUUCAAGCGACGAUAUCAAGAGAUAGCUGCACGUCGACGGCCACCGCAUCGAUACCCAGUUAUCAGCGGAUGAUUGCUCGGGCCUGCUGGCAGACAGCGCAUCGGGACAGCCUAUCGUCGGAAUCUCUGGGCUAUAAAAGCGGCAGUCGCUGAACAACUCUUCGCAGACCAGCGGAAUGCAUCGCCACGAAAACUAAGUUUUCAAUUUUUGUAGACUCUUAUGCUGACUACUGUACCGUCGACAAGCGAACGGAGAUGUUUUUGGCGCGCGAUCUCGGCCGAAUCAUUCAACGCUUCUUGAAAAAAUGUUCCGCACUGAUUCCGAAACUAUCCUUCAAGGCUGAUGACGGUAUGAUCAGAAGAUUUUUCGACCACACUUGUUCUAUAAUGGAGUCCUGCGAACAAAGAAUGGGCAAGACAGUUGAAGCGAUGAUCUUGAGAUGCGCCAUGCCAGAAGGAUUUCAACAAUGGGUUGAGAUGAAUCCCCAGCUUACACCAAAGGACGUUGAAGUACUCCAGAGAUUUUUCAUGUGUUCCCUAGAAGGCGUACCCAACGUUGAAGUAAUUAAACAUGUCAUAACCUUCGGACGAAAAGUGGCUGGGUAGCCGCAUGAUUAGAUGAGCAAAUAAACAAGUUCAC
Ixodes scapularis (black-legged tick) is the source of this 984-nucleotide messenger RNA. RefSeq lists its product as uncharacterized. NCBI's taxonomy places the organism in Eukaryota, Metazoa, Arthropoda, Arachnida, Ixodida, Ixodidae. The transcript is spliced from 7 exons. The coding region runs from base 600 to 950 and encodes 116 amino acids. The record is from RefSeq and is a predicted model, not a curated record.